Molecule: messenger RNA, 1497 nt
Organism: Penaeus indicus
Lineage: Eukaryota; Metazoa; Arthropoda; Malacostraca; Decapoda; Penaeidae
Product: zinc finger protein 271-like
Exons: 1
Coding region: 1-1497 (498 amino acids)
Biological process (GO): regulation of transcription by RNA polymerase II
Cellular component (GO): chromatin; transcription regulator complex; PcG protein complex
Molecular function (GO): DNA-binding transcription factor activity, RNA polymerase II-specific; RNA polymerase II cis-regulatory region sequence-specific DNA binding
Source: RefSeq, a predicted model, not a curated record
AUGAGUUCCCUAGCCGACUGGAUGCCUUUGGACCUACUCACGGACAAGGAAAUAUCUAAGAUAGGAGUCAGUGUCAAAGAAGAACUCAGUUACGAUGUCACCGAAGAGGCAUGUCUGGAGAUUAAAGAGGAACCACUUGAUUAUGGAGAUGAAAUGAGGGAUAAAGUGAACAAAAUGGAAGUGAAACACGAGCUUCCUCUCUUCAGAGGUCUACAAGAAAGCAGGUCUGAAGCAAAUGAAAAACACUCGCAUAACUUUAUUAAGGAUUGCAAUAACUCGCCGAUCUUGCCAUUUGUAGCUGAGGUGUGUGGGAAGGAGUGUUCACCAGAAGAGAAUCAGGAGAAGGAAAAUCAUAAUCAUGAGGAGGUUACACAACGAAAAGACAGGCAAUUGAAAUGUGUUAUUUGUGAAGUAUGCGGCAAGAAAAUACAAUCCAAGAGCUAUUUGAAGCUUCAUAUGAGAGUUCACACAAAAGAGAAGCCUUACAGCUGUGAGAUUUGCAACAAGACUUUCUCAUACAAACGUAGUCUAGUUAUCCACAUGAGAAUACAUACAAAGGAGAAGCCAUACAACUGUGCGAUUUGUAAUAAAGACUUCCCUGUGAAAGGUAGUCUAGUAAGGCAUAUGAGAGUACAUACAAAAGAAAGGCCAUAUAACUGUGAGAUAUGCAAGAAAGUCUUUUCACAGAAUUACAACCUAAUGCAGCACAUGAGAGUACAUACAAAGGAAAAGCCAUACAUGUGUGAGAUUUGCAAUAAGGCCUUCCCAUUCAAGACUGCCCUGGUAAGACACAUGCGAACACAUACAAAAGAGAAACCAUACAGCUGUGAGAUUUGCAAGAAGAGCUUCUCACAGAAAACUAGUUUAGUAUGGCACACAAGAGUACAUACAAGGGAGAAACCAUAUAGCUGUGAGAUUUGCAAAGAGGCCUCCGCAUCUAUAAGUGACUUGGUAAGGCAUAUGCGAGUACAUGCAAAGGAGAAACCAUACGGGUGUGAAAUUUGCAACAAGUCCUACUUACGGAAACGUAACCUGGAACAACAUAUGAGACUGCAUACAAAUGAGAAGCCAUACAACUGCAAAAUUUGCAACGAGGCCUUCCCAUCCGUAAGCGAGCAGGUGAAGCACAUCAGAAGACAUGCAAAGGAGAAAUCAUACAGAUGUGAGAUCUGCAAUAAGUCCUUCUUUCUGAAAGAUAACUUCGUGCAACACAUGGAAGUGCAUCCAAACGAGAAGCCAUAUGGCUGUGCAAUUUGCAGCAAGGCCUUCUCUCGUAAAUAUGGUCUUAUGGAGCACCUGAGAGUACAUACGAAGGAGAAGCCUUACACAUGUGAUAUUUGUAAUAAGUCCUUUUCAUACAAAAGUGCUUUGAUGAGGCACAUGAGAAUACAUACAAAGGAGAAGCUAUACAGCAGAGAGGUAUGCGAUAAAGCCUUCUUGCAGAAAGGUAAUCUAGCAGAACACUUAGAGGGCACAUGCAAAGGAGAAGCGAUGUAG